Molecule: messenger RNA, 1259 nt
Organism: Paraphaeosphaeria sporulosa
Lineage: Eukaryota; Fungi; Ascomycota; Dothideomycetes; Pleosporales; Didymosphaeriaceae
Exons: 2
Coding region: 1-1218 (405 amino acids)
Source: RefSeq, a predicted model, not a curated record
AUGCCGACGCUGGCGACGCUGAUUGGAGGUCUUUCCACCAUAAAUAACACUGUAACCAGCAAUGAGAUCAACAAGGCGACUCUUGCUCUGAUAUGGAGGGAUAGCGCUGAGUUGGGAAAAUUCUUGGUUGGGUUACUUGACCCCAUCAAGUGUUAUGUCUUGGCAAACUCAGGCAGUGGGAUAGCCGCGCCUAGCGAAGAACAUGGCACUGACAACGAACUGGACCUCACCGAUCCCAUGAAUCGUCAUGCCGUCAUUUGUCAGUUUCAAAGACUCGUACGGUCUGUAGUUUUCAUCCUCACCAACAUGACGCAAGAUACGAUUCAGGCCAUUGAUAUCAUUCCGCAAACGAAGUUGCUGAGUGAUGAUCAGACCCCCGGCGACAUCAUGGAACCAUCAUCUCCAACGUCUGCGAUGAUGCCGCAAGAAAAAUGGAUUUUUGUCAAUGGUAUUGCUGGGGAGCUGUGGUGGCUGAAGGUUGCUUGCAGGAAGCUAGCAACGAAAUAUCGGAGAGACGUUACGGGUGUGUUCAACAGAGGCGAUGGGAUCCUUUGGGAUCUGAUCGAAUGUGCAGGUGAGAGGAGCUUACAUGGAAGUGAAAGAGCUGCGAGCCAGAGACAACUCAUCCAGCGGACAGCCAGCAGUAACAACGCUCAAGUGGCAUUGAGGAGCAAGUUGGAAGAAGCUUUGGCGGCUGAAGGAGACGAAAAGAUUGUGGUCAUAGCCCAUUCUCAAGGCUGUCUUUUGCUCCGUUUGGCCCUUGAAGAUAUACUGGUCGGCCGAACAUCCUUCUUUCCUGCCUCCACACGAACAGAAUCUGAUCUGGAAACUUAUGCUUGGGCUAGGCAGAAGAUGCGUUCCCAACUUUAUGUCUUCACAUUUGGUAAUCCGAGCGUGGACUGGAGGCUUGAGACGACAGACAUUACCCAAAGUGAAUUCGGUACCUAUAUAAGCAGACAGGACCCCGCAUAUCUGAGCAGCUACGUUUACCGCACCGAACACUUCGCGAAUGAUCAAGACUUUGUUGCUAAACUCGGAGUACUGAGUUCUAGUAGGCCUGCAGACAGCGGGUACUCAAACGUUUUCAUCAACGACCGACCAACCUGGAUCGGUCAUCUAUUCGGAACCCAGUACAGCCUCGACCCGACCCAUUACCAACCAAAUGGCCAAAUCUCUCGCUUGCUUACAUGUGUUCCUGGCCAGCCUAUUCCUGUUUAGCCGGAUCGUGAUGUCAGCAAAGGGCAAUCAGGAAACAACCC